AUGCAUCAAUCCAUUGUAUCUCAACUUGGAGCUGCGGCCGUGCUUUUCGCAGGGCUAGGCUUCGCUGAGCAAUAUACACCAAAACACGAAGCCGGACGAUGCGCUUUCCGUGGCCAUUGUGGCAAGCAGAGCUUUUUCGGAAAAGAACUCCCAUGUGUCGACAAUGGGCCGGCUGAGAAUCCCGAUGAGGAGCUUCGCAAUGAACUCGUCGGUCUUUGUGGCGAGAAGUGGAGGACUGGACCUGUCUGCUGUACCCUGGAUCAAGUCAAAUCACUCAAGUCUGAGCUCGGUACCCCGAACACACUCAUCGGCUCUUGUCCUGCAUGCAAAGACAACUUCUUCAACCUCUUUUGCACAUUCACAUGCUCUCCUGACCAAUCCACCUUUAUCAAUAUUACCGACUCUGCUCCCAAAAACGGCAAGAAUCUUGUAACAGAGCUCGACCACCUUGUGUCAGAAAAAUAUGGUUCCGGUUUCUAUGACAGUUGCAAGGAAGUCAAGUUUGGCGGCGCAAACUCCAAGGCCAUGGACCUGAUUGGUGGCGGUGCUAAGAACUAUACCGAAAUGCUCAAGUUUCUCGGAGACAAGAAACCAUUCGCUGGCUCUCCCUUCCAAAUCAACUUCCCGACACAGGAAAAGGUCCCCGAGCUCCAACCCGUGGACAUGAAGCCGAAGAAGUGCAACGAUGAGGACCCCGAUUACCGUUGCGUUUGUGUUGAUUGCCCAGAGGUAUGCCCGAAGCUUCCCGAAGUCAAGGACUCCAAGUCUUGCAAAGUAGGACUCCUACCAUGCCUUUCAUUUGCCUCCAUAUUCGUUUAUGGUGUUCUUUUGUCCACCUUGAUCCUGGCAGUCGUCGGCCAUAUUGCCUACCAAAAGUACUCGCAGCAUCGCGUCGAAAGGACAAGACUACUCCACGAAUCUUCUCAUAGCGACGACGAAGACGAAGGUGGACCGGUUGACACAGAGGCGAUGCGCGAGCGCCCUACCAAGAGAUACUGGGUCAACGACCGAUGUGACAGAGCCUUUUACCAGCUUGGUCACAUUGCAGCUCGUUUCCCUGGAUGGUGCAUUGGUCUCAGUCUACUCUUUGUUGCCAUCCUGAGUGUUGGCUUGUUCCGCUUCGACCUCGAGAAAGAACCUGCUCGUCUUUGGGUGAGCCCAUCUUCUGCUGCUGCCCAGGAAAAGGCUUACUUCGACGAGAACUUUGGACCCUUUUACCGUGCCGAAAAGAUCUUCCUCGCAAACGAUACCAACCCAUCUGGACCCGGACCUGUACUUAGUUACGAUACCCUGAAGUGGUGGAUCGAAGUUGAGGAGAGUGUCAAGAAGAUCGAGAGCCCUGUUUACGGAAAAUACUUCCAGGAUCUAUGUUUCAAGCCCUCCAACGAUGCCUGUGUGGUGCAGUCUGUUUCAGCAUACUGGCACGCCAAGGGCGGACUGGAUCCUGAGUUCUGGAAAGACGAUAUUCGUGCUUGCGCAAAGAGCCCUGUAGACUGUCGCCCAGAUUUCGGACAGCCUAUUGAGCCCAACAUGAUCUUUGGUGGUUAUGAUGAUGACGUGGUGGACGCCCAUGCCAUUACCGUAACCUGGGUUGUUAAUAAUGCCAAAGAAGGAACUGAUGCUAUUGCCAGGGCUGUCGACUGGGAAACUGCUCUACGUGACCGUCUGCUCGAGGUCCAGGAGGAAGCCAAAGAACGUGGCCUUCGAUUAUCCUUCAAUACCGAGAUCAGUCUGGAGCAAGAACUUAACAAGUCGACAAACACAGAUGCCAAGAUCAUUGUCAUCAGCUAUAUCGUCAUGUUUGUCUAUGCCUGCAUGGCCCUCGGUACCCCUCUCAAGCAUAUCUUCCGCAACCCUGCCGUGCUUUUGGUAGAGUCAAAGGUUACGCUUGGUCUUGUCGGUAUUCUCAUUGUUCUCAUGUCCAUCGCCGCGUCGAUUGGUUUCUUCUCAUGGGUUGGACUGAAGGCCACACUCAUUAUUGUGGAAGUCAUUCCUUUCAUUGUCCUCGCUGUUGGUGUUGACAAUAUUUUCCUGAUUGUUCAUGAGCUUGAAAGAGUCAACAUCAGCUUCCCGGACCAGAUGGUUGAGGAAAGAGUUGCUAGGGCUCUUGGUCGUAUGGGGCCCUCUAUUCUCUUCUCUGCUCUUACAGAAACUGUGGCUUUUGCUCUUGGCACAGCUGUUGGCAUGCCGGCAGUCAGGAACUUUGCCGCGUAUGCUGCUGGUGCCGUCUUUGUCAACGCAGUGCUUCAGAUGACCAUGUUUGUCUCCUUCCUCUCUCUUAACCAGAUGCGAGUUGAAGAUCAUCGGUGUGAACUGUGGCCAUGGUGGCAGAUCACUAAGGCGAGAAUCCACCUCAACGGUAGCAACGGUUUUGCUCAGGGAGGUGGCCGUGGAUCAGACAUGGCUGAGGAGAGCUUGCUUCAGGUCUUUAUCAAGAACACAUAUGCCCCGUGUUUGCUUGGAAAGAAGGUCAAGCUUGCUGUCGUCACAAUCUUCCUCGGGAUGUUCGCAGGAGGUUUGGCACUCUUGCCCAAGAUUCAACUUGGCCUUGACCAGCGAGUUGCUAUUCCUGAUGGCUCUUAUCUGAUCCCAUUUUUCAACGAUCUAUACGGGUAUCUGGAGACAGGCCCACCAGUGUACUUUGUCACACGCGAAGUUGACGCUUCCAAGCGCAAGGAGCAACAGGCGAUAUGCUCAAGAUUCACUACCUGCCAAGACCUUUCGCUCCCCAACACAUUGGAGCUCGAACGACAAAGACCGGAAGUCUCUUACAUUGCUUCGCCAGCAGCAAGUUGGAUCGAUGAUUACUUCCUCUGGCUGAACCCGAUCUUCGAAGACUGCUGCGUGGAACACGGCCAGACCUGCUUCGCUGAUCGUAAGCCAGCCUGGAACACAACCCUGUACGGAAUGCCUGAGGAUGAGGAGUUCAUCCACUACCUGAAGAAGUUCCUUUCCAGCCCCACUGGCGAAGAGUGUCCCCUAGCAGGCCAAGCUGCGUACGGACAAGCCGUUGUCCUGGACUCCAAGGAAAAUCAUGUCAAGUCUACCCACUUCCGAACCAUGCAUAGCCCUUUGAGGAGCCAAGAAGACUUCAUCGCCGCCUACUCUGCUGCUCGCCGCAUCGCCUCUGAUAUUGGAGAAAGGACCGGCGUGGAUGUAUUCCCAUACAGUGUCUUUUAUAUCUUCUUUGACCAGUAUCUCAGCAUCGUGCCAUUGACGGCCGGUUUGUUGUGUGCUGCUGUUGGCAUCAUCUUUAUCGUUGCAUCUGUACUGUUAGGCUCAGUACUCACGGCGCUUGUGGUAUCUGUAACAGUUGUGAUGAGUGUUGUGGACAUUAUGGGCAGCAUGGCUUUGUUCAAUGUUUCCUUGAAUGCCGUUUCCCUUGUCAACCUCAUCAUCUGCGUGGGUAUCUCGGUUGAGUUCUGUGCUCACAUUGCACGAGCUUUCAUGUAUCCAUCGCGCACCGUGAUGGAGGGCAAUAGCAACGCCUUCCGUGGUCGUGAUGCUCGAGCUUGGACCGCUCUUGUUAAUGUCGGUGGAUCCGUGUUCUCUGGUAUCACAGUCACUAAACUUUUGGGUGUUUCUGUGCUCGCCUUUACACGAUCCAAGAUUUUUGAGAUCUACUACUUCCGAGUUUGGCUGUCUCUUGUCGUAUUUGCCGCCCUUCAUGCCCUAGUCUUCUUGCCCGUUGCUCUGAGUAUCGCCGGAGGUCAAGGUUAUGUUGACCCAGAGAGCGAAGGAACUGCUGCACAAGACUUGACUGAUAGGAGGUGGCGAGCCAUUAGGGUUAACGACAACAGUGACUCAGAGGAUGAGUUUUAG
Messenger RNA from Fusarium venenatum, 3822 nucleotides. RefSeq names its product sterol-sensing domain of SREBP cleavage-activation-domain-containing protein. Gene Ontology annotation, biological process: sterol transport. The record is from RefSeq and is a predicted model, not a curated record. Gene Ontology annotation, molecular function: sterol binding. NCBI's taxonomy places the organism in Eukaryota, Fungi, Ascomycota, Sordariomycetes, Hypocreales, Nectriaceae. Gene Ontology annotation, cellular component: membrane.